Siniperca chuatsi (mandarin fish) is the source of this 10740-nucleotide messenger RNA. RefSeq names its product obscurin like cytoskeletal adaptor 1a (gene obsl1a). The record is from RefSeq and is a predicted model, not a curated record. Gene Ontology annotation, molecular function: protein binding. NCBI's taxonomy places the organism in Eukaryota, Metazoa, Chordata, Actinopteri, Centrarchiformes, Sinipercidae. Bases 529 to 7164 code for a protein of 2211 amino acids. The transcript is spliced from 25 exons.
UCUUUAGCUGUUGGACAAUGACAGUAUCAGAGCUGACGUAUAAACCAAGCACUCAGCUGAAAGACUGUGGUCAUUUUCCUCUCUGCCACCUGCAACCUAACACCAAACCAAGGGGACACAACCAAGAGAUGCCACCUGUGACUAUGGGCCUCCAAGUUUGAAUGGAAGAUUUAAUUUUUCUCACUUGCUUUGACUCUUAGUGGCCAGGAGGUGUGUCAAAUGUGAGCCAGAACCAGCAAACAACAAACCAAACCAGAGAGACAAGGAACAAGAGCUGAGGAGUCUCACAGAGCUUCCUUCAGCAACAGAAGAAAUGUCUGCCAUUUCUACGAGUCAAGCUAUUAUCUAAAGAAGGGCCAAAGGUCACACAAAUUAACUAAUGCCAGCUUGAACGUUUUGAGGACAUAAUUAUUAAGUAGAGAGCGACUCAUAAGAGCGCUCCUUCACCAAAGAUAAAAGGCUCUAAUUGAGGCGAUCCCGCAACAAAAGAAAUUGCUUCACUCAAACCGGAGAGAGGGUGACAUCAUCAUGGAUAUUUUUGGAGGUGCUCCUCGUGUUUUGGGCUACCCACGCCCUGUGGUGGCACUGUGUGGCACAGAUGUCAUAUUGAGGUGCCAAAUUGAUGGGGACCCUCGUCCUGAUGUGAUCUGGGAGCGUAAAAACAUCCAGAUCUUGUCUGAAGGACACUACAAGCUCACUGAGGAGGGAAAAGCUUACCUGCUGACCAUUACUGGAGUGACCCUGCAGGAUGCUGGCCAGUAUAUUUGCAAGGCCAAAAAUAGCAUAGGUGAAACUUAUGCAGCAGUCUCCCUCAAAGUGGAAGGAGAGGCCCAGCCACAGGGAGGGGGACAAAGGCAAUUAGGGGUCAAUGGUGGGAAGCAACAUGGAGAAUUCGAAGGACACCUGAAUGGCCACUGCACAGUGCAAAAUGGUGAACGCAGGAGAGAAAAUGGAGAGGGGCUGAAUGGAGAGCACAAGUGGAAUGGCAAGUUUAGUGAAAAACAAGAAGAGGUUGAUUUAAUGUCUGAUGAUAAAACACGAUUCCUCAUCAAACCCCUCUCUUUGCGCGUGGAUCGGGGAGAAGAUGCCGCCUUCUCCUGCAAAAUCUGGGGCAAUCCUCUGCCCGAGGUAACAUGGGAGAAAGACGGGAAGAAACUGAACGACAUCUUCGAGAGUACACACUUCAGCGUGAGUAAUCAAGAUGGUGGCUGGUUCCAGCUCAAGAUCUACAGGACACGCAUGCCAGAUAAAGGUGUCUACACCUGCAAGGCCGUCAACUGCCAUGGUGAGGCCUUGGCCGGUGCUGUCCUUCUUGUCGAGCCCAUACCGGAGCGAGAGGAGAGUAAAAUGUCCUCAAAUGGUCUCACAAACAGCCAGUGGUCGCCGAAGCAUAGGGGCGGGAGGCUCAGUUUGUCGAGGGUUACAGAGGAGCUACCUGUCAGCGCUUCUAAAGCCAAGAAGUUCGCAGUGGCAGAAGGAAAACACGCCAAGUUUCGCUGCUUUGUGACAGGGAAGCCAAAGCCAGAGAUCAUUUGGAAAAAAGAUGGGGUUCCGCUAGAGCCGGGGAGGCGUCAUCUGAUAUUUGAGGACAGAGAGGGUUACUACACACUGAAGGUUCUGUACUGUAAAGUGCAGGAUACAGGACUGUAUGUGUGUGCAGCAUCAAAUGCUCUAGGAAACACCCUCAGCGCCGUUCACCUGUCCGUCAAAGGACCAGCUGUGCGGUUCAGGCGUCCAUUAAAAGACAUAGAGGUGAGGGAGAGGGAUGUUGCCGUGCUGGAGUGUGAAGUACCUGAUGAGUCGGUUCCAUCUGCCUGGUACCUGGAGGACCAGCGGCUGAUGCCCAGCAGUAAAUACGGGAUCGAGCAGAAAGGAACCAAACGAAGACUGACCAUCCAUGAUGUUGGGACAGAUGAUGAUGGAGUGUAUCUCUGUGAGAUGCCAGAUGGAGCAAAGAGCAUUGCAGAGCUAUCAGUUAAAGGUACUAUUAUUCGCAAACUUCCCCGGAAACUGGAGGUCCUGGAGGGUGAGAACGCUGUGUUCUGCGUGGAGGUGGAGAAUGACGACAUGGAGAUCCACUGGUUCAAAGACGGUUUGAAACUACAUGAGACUCACCAGACAAUCCUGAAAUCUUUUGGCAAAACUCACAUUCUGGUCUUUGUCAAUGUGACCUAUCAAGACUCAGGGGUAGUGACCUUUGUCGCAGGAAGAUCCAAGACCUCAUCACGUCUCAAGGUCAAAGCCACAAGACAUUGCCCUCCUAUCUGCCCUGUGGGUGUCAAAAUGGACGUGGAUCGACCCAACAGCGCUCUGCUCACCUGGGUUCCUGCCCCCAACAGCCAGACCUCCACCCGAUCAAUCUUUGUCGUGGAGAGACAGGAAGUGGGCUCCCAAGAGUGGCAGAAAUGUUUCACCUCAGAGAACGCCACUUCAGCUGAGGUUGGCGGCGACAGUGUGCCGUGCGAAGGCAACUACCGGUUCCGUGUCUGUUGCAUCAACAAGUAUGGGCGAAGCGGUCAUGUGGAGUUUCCCAAAGCUGUCCAUCUGGCUCCUGGGCCCAAGAUUCACAGUUGCCUCAAGGGCUGUGAGGUUGUGGAAGGAGAAGAUGCUCACUUCUCAAUCGAACUGUCUGCCACAAUGGUUGGAACCUGGUUUCUGAAUAGCGCUCAACUUCAGCAUGGCGGACGAUAUUCAAUAAAACAGUCCCAAACACAGCACUCAUUGGUUAUCCGUGAAGCUCACACUACAGAGGACACAGCAGAGGUCACAUUCAUAGCCAACGGAGUCCGGGAUUCAGCUGUGCUCAAGGUUAAACCUGCUGUGGUAAAAUUCAGUCCUCUGUCAGACUUAGACAGCAGUAAGAGGGUGGACACUGGGGACGCCAUUGUGCUCUACUGUGAAGUCUCCCACCCCUUCGCAAAAGUAUCCUGGUUCAAAGAUGGCAAGGAGCUGCAGGUGACCGAUGGCCUUAACAUCCAAUCAGAUGGGAACAUGAGGAGGAUUGUGAUUCAAUCAGCUGAUGCAUCUCACUCUGGAGUUUAUACAUGUGAAACUUCAGGAGAUGUCAUCAAAUUCAAUGUGGAUGUUGCAGGUUGUCCUGUGGAGUUCAGUCCGGUCCCAGAGGAAGAGCUCCAUAAGAGCAGCAUGGAGCUGGACCCCGUGGUGCUGCUUUGCCAUGUCUCCGCAGAUGAUGCAGAAGUCACGUGGUAUAAGGACGGUUAUGAGAUUCAGCCCAGUGACAACAUCACUCUGCAGGCAGAGGGAACCAUGAGGAGGCUGAUAAUCCGCUCUGCAGAAACCUCAGAUGCUGGCAGCUACACCUGCCAGGCAGGAAACAAUAGCAUGGAGUUCACUGUCAAUGUCAGAGAGCCUCCAGUGAUGAUUGUGGAACCUAAGGAUGAUAUUGUGAUGGAGAGCUAUAUCUCAGAGGAGAUCCGCCUGCAGUGCGAGUUGUCUCGUUCCAGUGGGAAGGUGCGGUGGUUCAAGGAUGGACAGGUGGUGGAGGAAAGCGACAAUGUCCAGCUGAUAUCUGAGGGCCCUUACAGAAGGUUGACCAUCCUCAGCAGCUCAGUGGAGGAUGGUGGAGAGUAUGUCUGUGAAACAGACGGAGACUCUGUCUUUUUCCAGCUUGCUGUCAAGGAGGCACCAGUAAGAAUAAUUUCCCCCAGUGAAUCAGAGUUGGAACUGAGCCAUUUGGCCUCCGAGAGGCUGGAGCUCAGCUGUGAGAUCUCCCAGGCGGACGCCCCUGUCCGGUGGUACAGAGACAGUCUGGAGGUAGAGGAGGGCCCUAACUUGAUCCUGGAGGUGGAUGGGGCCCAACACCGGCUGGUUAUACCCAUAACCACUGUGGACGACACAGGGGAGUAUGUAUGUGACACUGAGGAUGACUCUGUGACCUUCCUGGUGACUAUUACAGAGCCACCAGUGAAGCUUACUCGUCCCAAAAACAUGCCUGACAAACUGGAGAGUUUUGCCGGCAAACCAAUCGUACUGGAGAUCGAGGUGUCUCGGCCAAGUGCUGAAGUCAAGUGGUGGCUAAAUGGCAAAAAAAUAGAGGAGAGCAGUAAUGUCACUAUCACAGAGAACGGGCUCAUCCAUCGUCUGACCAUUCACUCUCCCAGCACAGAGGAUUCUGGGAAAUACACCUGUGACGCUGUUGAUGAUAAAAUUGAUUUCCAGGUCAAAGUUUCAGAGCCUCCAGUGAAGAUCCUAAGAAAGUCAGAGAUUAAGACAAAUCUUAAAUCCCUGAUUUCUGAUGACAUUGUGCUUGAGUGUGAGCUCUCCAGAGCCAAUGCUGUCGCCAAAUGGUACAAGGAUAACUGUCGUGUUGAGGGCGAUGAAAGGCUCUGCGAAGAGGAAGAAGGUGCUUUCCGCUCAUUGGUCAUCCUCAACGCUGAACUCAGAGACUCAGGAGAGUACUUCUUGGAUGCUGGAGAUGACAAUAUCAGCUUCCAGGUUACGGUAGAAGAGCCUCCAGUGACAAUUGUGGGCAAUUCAAAUAACCCUGACUACCAGGAGAUGGUGGCAGGAGACGACCUGAUCCUGGCCUGUGAAGUGUCCCGUGCCAAUGCCCCUGUCCAGUGGUACUGCAAUGACAGGCUGCUUACAAAUGACUCCCGUACCUACAUUGAGAGCUACGGCACUCUGAGGAAAAUUAUCAUCUCAAAUGUCCAGCCCUCAGACUCUGGGAAAUACGUGUGUGAUGCUGUAGACGACAAGAUGAUCAGCGCCGUCAGGAUUCAAGAGCUCCCAGUUAUGUUUGUGAACAAGGAGGAUGACAUUGUUGUGACUGGUUACGAAGCAGAGAGCGUGACCUUGACGAGCUAUGUGUCCAAGGAAAGUGCUCUAGUGCGUUGGCUGAAAGACUGGACGCCUGUUGAAGGUGAACGUUUCCGAGCACUCAUGGAGGGCCAUAAACGCACCCUUACCAUUGAGCCUUUGAGGCGCUCUGAUGCGGGCGAGUACACCUGCGAUGUCAACACGGACCAGAUCCACUUCAGCUUGCUGGUGAAAGAAAUGAGAAUCAAAUUUGUGAGGCCACUCCGAGACACUGUGGCCCAUGCUGACGGUAUGGUGACCCUUCGCUGUGAGGUGUGCAAGCCAAAAGCAGACGUCCAGUGGCUGAAGAAUGGCGUGGAGGUAGUUCCAAGCAGAAGGUUCUCCAUUCGGGCAGAUGGAGUUGAGCGCAGCUUGACCAUACACCGUUUAACCAGAGAGGAUGCUGGGGAGUACAUCUGCGAGUCCAGAGAUGACCGGACCGUGGCAACGCUGAGAGUAGAGAUGCCUCGAGUGGUGGAGUUCCUUACAGAGCUCCACAACACCACUGUACUUGAAGGAGAAGAUGCCACCUUCAAGUGUGUUGUUUCCCCUGAGGAUGUUCAGUUGGUAUGGCUCAUGGACAAUGAGGCUAUCAGCCUGGGUGAUCGUUUCCAGGCAAACCAAAAUGGCCUGUGCCACACCUUGGUGAUCAAGAAGUGCCAGAUGUUGGACUGUUCAAAAAUUAUAGCAGAGGCCGAGGGACAAAUAAGCAAAGCCAGCCUCAAAGUUCAGGAGGCUCAGGUCAUGUUUACUAAGAAAAUGGAGGCUGUCAUGGCAGAAGAGUUUGGCGACGCCACCUUGGAGACAGAGAUCAGCCUUGAGAUGGGAGAGGUCCAGUGGAUGAGGCAAGGUGUGGUCAUCCAGCCCAGUCCGCGACACACACUGGCCCAGAACGGCUGUAAACGCAGUCUUACCAUCUACAACCUGACUCUGUCGGACCGGGGAACCUAUCGCUGCGAGACUCUGCAUGACCGGACGCAGGUCAAGCUCAAUGUAGAACCCCGUAAAAUCUCCAUCCGUAAAGGCCUAACUGACCAAGAAACCUUUGAACGAGAGACUGCCUCCUUCGAGGUGGAGCUCUCCCACACAGAUGUGGAGGGAAUUUGGCAGAAGGACGGCAUCCGGGUGAAACCGAACAACCAGUGGCGGGUGAGCACCAAUGGGCGAGUUCACAGCCUCACCCUGUCCAACCUCACCGUGGAGGACACGGGCACGAUCGUCUUCUCAGCUGAAGGGGUGCGCACCACUGCCAGGCUCACUGUCAAAGAGACUCCAGUGUCUAUCCUGAGAAUGCUAGCUGAUGUCCGUGUGGAAGAGGAAUUUCCAGCCACUCUGGAGUGUGAAUUCUCCAGACAAAACAUUGAAGUCAGAUGGCUUAAGAACGGGAAGGAGCUGAAGCCGGGGCAGAACUGCCGGAUCUACUCCAUGGGCCGGAAGCGGUUCUGUCAGAUGAUGCAGUGCUCCCGGGCUGACUCUGGCACAUACACAUGUGACACAGGGGAAAUCAACACUUCCUGUUCACUAGAGGUUUAUGAGCAUAAGUUGGAGAUAGCGCAAGAUCUGGAGGACCUUUACAUUCAGGAGGACCAGAAUGCUGUCUUCAUGUGUGAGGUUUCUUUGGAGGAUGUUACUGGGGAGUGGUAUAAAGACGGCCACAAGAUCCGGCCCACUAGCACCAUCAAGAUCCGCACUGAAGGGACCAAACACUUCCUACUGAUGUGUAACGUCAAAGCUGAAGAUGCUGGGGAAAUCCGCUUUGUAGCCAGGGAUGUUGAAUCUACAGCUUACCUUGAGGUAGAAGAACUCCCCGUUUUCAUUGUAAAACCCCUGCGAGAUCGAACAGCCCUGGAGAAACACCGCGUGAUCCUUGAAUGCACUGUUUCCUCGCCUCGCUGCAGCGCCACCUGGUACAAGGGCAGGGAGGAGCUGGUUCCCUCAGAUCGAAUGGAGAUCCUGGCUGACGGCUGCUCCUUUAAACUUGUGAUCCAGCAGGUAGCUGUUGAGGAUGAGGGCACCUACAGCAUCGAGGUUGGGGAGCACACAUCCAAAGCCAAACUGAUGGUGGAAGCCCAAGCCCUUGUAAUGGUCAAAGAGCUGGAGGAUGAGGAGGUAACUGAGCCUGAGCCUGCAUCUUUCCAGUGUGAGGUGUCUGUCACCAUAAACAAGCCUCCCAUUUGGACUCUGAAUGGAGAGACCCUUCAGACGGGCCCCUCUGUCCGCCUGGAAAACCACGGGACGGUCCACAAACUGACCCUGAAAAAAACCAGCGUGGACAUGAGCGGGGUGGUGAAGUUUACCAUGGGCAAGGCCAAGAGCAGUGCCAGGCUCAGUGUAAUGGAAAAGUAGAGGAAGAGAGAGAAAAGCAAGUGACUCUGAGAGAAAGUAUGAAUCUGACUGCAAAAAUGGGAAUUGCUCAAAACUUUUCAACAUCCAUUUGUCAUGUUUGGAAGGCCUGCAUUUGCCUGAUCUGAGUUUAUUUCAAAUUGAGGGUAUUCAGUAAAGUUAGACAGACAAAGCAUUUUAAACUGAAUCAGAAUCAGAAAUACUUUAUUGAUCCCCAAGGGGAAACUCUUUCCUUACAGCUGCUCACUAUCACAUCACGUCAAACCUGAGGCAUGUUACUUCAGUCAAGUUAUUCCUCUUUUUUUUUUUUUUACAGUGUAGAUGAUAUUUAUUUGAAUGAUUUCUAAUUGACUUUACAUUCUUGUAUUCUGAUGAAAAUCCACCCAAUUACAUGGCGUCAAAUACAUGUCAAUGUUUUCUGACUUAGUCCAUGAAAAUGCACUGGCAUACAAUUUUGUAAUAUCAUCAUGCUAAAUAAACUGUGGUACUUUUGCAUAAUAAUUAUAAUGAGACCAUGAUUGGCUCUAGCUCUCAUAAAAUUAAUCAGCAACAGUUUUGAUAAUCAAUUAAUGGUUUCAAUCAUUUUUGAAGUAAAAACAUUCUCUUGUUGCAACUUCUCCAAAGUGAGGAUGUGCUGCUUUUCUCAAUCUUCAUCAUUGUGAACAGAAUAUCUUGGGGUUUUCGACCUUUGACAGGACAAAACAAGAUAUAUGAAGAAGUCUCCUUGGAUUUUGGGAAAUUAUAAUGGGAAUGUUUCACUAUUUUCGGACAUUUUAUGGAUAAACUUUUAUUCAAUUAAUCAAGAAGAUAAUUGCCAGAUUAUUCGAUAAUGAAAAUACUGUUAGUUGCAGCCCUAAUAUUUACACUCUUGUUGAAAUCAAAACUUUUCCAUAACCUCAUUGCCUACUGAUGGUGCAAUUAUUACAAUGCUGUUGGUUAUAGAGCUGCUGGAGAACAGCACCCUCUUCUUUUGUGCCUUAAAAAAGUACAGCAAAUUUAAAAUCAGAUCCUACUCUGGGGAUUAAAUAUGCAGUGUCUCUUGAUGGUCUGGUUUGUUUAUGGUAUGUUAAUGUAAUCAUAAAUAAGUGAUUUUAAUACAUCUGUAGAUAGCAGUACAAACUCUAAUCAAAUCCAGGAGUGUUCAGUGUGAGAAAUUAUCCAUGUUAUAAUAAAAGUAUCAGUAUUAGUGUAAAAAUGGUUGGUUAAAAAUAAACCGUUUAUACUAUAUAACGUUACCUGCCCAGCAGCACCAAACAGCAGAUACAGUUAGCGACUAGCUAGCUCGCCCCAGUUUGUGCUUCUCCUGUUACCAUAAUACACGCGACCAGUUAACUUGUGACUAUAAUUUCGCAUCUUUAAGUGACAGAUAUUUGAGCUAAAUAACUGGACUUACAUUCAUCAGGUGGCCAACAACACGACUCCAAAUUAAUGCUAAUGUUGCUCUGUGUCUGCUGGUUGUGUAGCUAGGCAACUGUUGGCUAACAGGUUAGCCAACAGCUAAUCCAUUACCAUCUAUUGUAACAACACAGGUGUUUGCACCACAUGACAAAUCCCAAUUCCCUGAUUGAGUCCGAGGUUUUGCCAAACUUGCACAGAUGUUCCUUCUUUGUUCAUAUUUUUGGGAAAUAAGAAAUGCUCAACAAAACAGCACUUGGUCCAUCUUUCAUUUAGCAUUUAUGGAGGGGGGGGAAAUGGCAUUAUUACAUAGAGUCCAUAUAUAAUUUGGUAUGAUAAAACAAAAGGUCAAAACACUAGGUUACAUCUAUUCAAUCAUAGUACAGUAACAUGAAUAUUCCAUAUAUUAACGAAAAUUUGUUUGCUUUAUUACUGUGCAAAACAAAAUAUACAUAUCUACUGAAUGUGUAAGAAGUACAGUAUCAGUGAAUGGGCCCUGUAGUGACACAACACUUGUAUGUAAUCAAAUGACUGACAAAAUUACUUAACAUUCCUAUAAAUACUCCUGUUCGCCAAUGAAUUUUCAAAAAAAAACAACAGUUAUCAGCAUUUAACCUAAUUGAGACGUGAUGAUGGCUUACAUGAAACACAUCAAAAUAAUUACCCUGUUAUGUGCCUACAACAGUAAGAUACUAUCCUUUUAGUCAUUUGCUGGUGUUUCUGAUCCAUAUAUUACCUAUCAAUACAUGAGGUAACAACCAGGUCUUGCAUGAAAACUGCAAAAACAAACCACAAACAUUGUAUCAGAGGAGCACUCCUGGGCAAAACAUAAAGGAAAAAAAUCUGUAAUUAUUUAGAAAAGAAAAAAGGCUAAUUUGAUUGACAAUAAUUUGUUAAACAUCGAAAAAUAAGGUAAUAGCUCUUAAUAUGGUGGAUUUAAUUGUCAUCCCUGCCCCAUCUAGGUAAAGUCACAUCACAAGCCUGCUAUGGAGGCUCUUAGUCAAAUCCGCAGUUUCAUUCAUAAGUGUCAACACACAGUAUUGUCAACGCAUAUGAGGGAGAUACCAAGUCUGAAAGGCCUGCAAGAGGCCACGCUGCUCCUUAAAACUGACAGGACCAAAGAGGUUUGAGUCGCUCGCGAAACUGAGCAUCCCCAUGUAGAGCUAAAAAAGCAAUACAGAUACAAUGUGGUCAAUGAGAUUUUUAAAAAGGACUGUUCUACCCUCACAUCACCUCACACUGCUACACGUCAUUUUCACUUUAAAAGAAUAAUGCGUAUUUUCUGCUACUGUGACUAUCUCUGCCUCUUCUGUGGUUUAUUUCUCAAAGAAAACACAGAACCUGACAUUUACUGUUCAGGGUUUAGACCUAUUAAACUCCAUCGUAGCUGCACUCGAAUGAUCCCAACAUGACGUCAUGUCAAUCCAACAGAAUAAGACUAUCCAGCCAAAUUACAGAAAGGACCCAGAGGUGCAAGAUAAAUCACCAAUAGCUGUUUAUUAACAGUGUUGAAGUGUUUCAGGGUGGAUUUCUCCUUUAAAUAUGGACUGAAUUAAACCACUUUUUCUCUUCAAAAGGUGUGCCUGCUCACCAGGCACAGCACCGCACAUAUCCUUGAGUCCUCAUGGCAGCUCCCCCGCUCAACACACAUUUUAUUACAAAUUCCUGAAAUUGUUUCCAGCCUCUGUGUACCGCUUAGGGGAAAAAAGAAAAAAAAAAGUUGCACUUCGACGCUUAUGAGAACCAAACAAGCCAAACUUUUUUUUUGCAUCAAACAGCUUUCGUUGUUCCAUUCAAAUACAGUCUGUAAAUGUGAGAAAUUCAAGUUUUGUGUGGCUUUAAAACAAGGAGCUGAAUUGAUUACCGAUUUCCAAGCGGUUUUACAAGUCUAUCCUGGUCCUCUUGUCUCUGGAGUCAACUGUUCAUGGCAUCUAUUGACACACAGGUGCAGAUACAUUGCAUUUUGGCUGUCCAUCAAUCUUUAAACCACUCUUGGAAAUCCACGUCCGAUAAACAUAGCAGCUGCUCUUUGACCGUCAUGUGCAGAUGAUUUGAUAUUCAUGUUAGUGUCAGGUUUUUAGGAAAAAUACUGCAGUCAUCAUUCGUUUCAGUGUCGACACUUUGCUAUCAAAACUUGGCUUGUUAAAUAGGGCUCAGUGUUUUGGGUUUAUACCAAUUUUCACU